This is a messenger RNA of Malus domestica (apple), 957 nucleotides long. NCBI's taxonomy places the organism in Eukaryota, Viridiplantae, Streptophyta, Magnoliopsida, Rosales, Rosaceae. The record is from RefSeq and is a predicted model, not a curated record.
ACUAUUGGCAUCGCUCACUGUCUCCAUCGUCUUCUGAUUUUCCUCCGAAUCGGAGAAGAAAGGCAACCAAAUCAUGGUCCUUCGAAUUCGUGGUUUUCUGAUUCUUCCCGGCGCUCCUUACGCGUACUGCAGCCUGAUGGUGCGGCGCUCUCGAUUGAUUCCAUGGUCUGAUCUUCCGCGAAUCGCAAUCCGACGGUGGCGAUGGCGUCGAUGCAGAACCAAUCGGCGAAUGUGGAUCUCUUCAAUGCGUAUUUCCUACGGGCCGAUUUGGACCGCGAUGGCCGGAUUAGUGGCAAUGAAACCGUCGCUCUCUUCCAGGGCUCUGGUCUCCCAAACAGGCUUUCAACAACAGCAACUGAUGCCUGGUCUUGGUGCUCGGCACAUGGCACCCCCAGCUGGAGGAAGGCCACCGAAGACAGUUGCUCCUUCUCAUGCUGAGGAAAAGCAGCAGGCCAAUUAGCGGAAACCCAGAGUACCAGAAUUGGAGAAACAUCUUGUAGAUCAACUGAGUACAGAGGAGGUUAACUCACUGAACUCAAAGUUCAAAGAAGCAACCGAAGCUGAUAAAAAGGUACUUAGAACUUUAAUGUUUCCCCAAUUUUCUCAUCUUGAGCAGCGAAGUUUUGUGUGCAUGUUACUUCCUGAUAAGUGUUGAAUCAUAACAAAUAUCCCGGAGACUUGAAGAAAGAAAUCUUGGAUGCUAGUGAGAAAUUGAAUAUUUCCGGGUCAAAAUGCAGUUCGGCCAUCAAACUUGUAAUGUAUUUCUUUUUUAUUUCAUUUCUUUGUGUAUGCAUCUCGCUUUUUCUUCAUUCUUUUUUCCUUUAGCUUGUAGCGCGACGUAUAAUUUUUCUCCUUAAUUUUGGAACUUCCUAGUCCUAUUGAAGCAAAGAGCACUAUAGUUUUAUCGUUGUUACAAAUUCGAUGAUUGUAUUAUUAAACUGGAGAUGUGCCUUUCUU